UGGGUCAACUAAUAUAACCAAAAUCAUAAUUUAUAAUAACUGAUUUUUUAACAUUCAAUUACAAAAGUCAAAACCUUAAACAACUUAAACAUAACACGACUUUAAACUUGUAUUAAUUUAAUUUAAUAAAAAGUUAUAUUUUUUAAAAAUUAUAUUUACAAUACAUUUGUAUUAGUUAUUUAAAAACAAAACAUAUAAUCAUCUUAUUGUCUAAAAAACAAUUAUUAAUACUAAAGGAUUAUUUAUGUGACAAUCAUUAACAAUGCCAAGUAUUGAAAUUAAUGGCUGGAAACUUUGGUAUGAACAGUAUGGCACGGGUGAGAUGCCUGUCCUCAUGAUUCCUGGAGCUAUUGGUAGCAGCAAAACUGAUUUCUAUGAACAAUUAGAGGGGGACGACAUUUUAGAUGAAGACGAGUUUACUAUUAUAGCAGUUGAUCCACCAGGUAGUGGACGAUCCCGUCCACCGAUACGAAAGUAUGGCAGUGCUGUCUAUGAUACGGACGCUCAAUGUUUUUAUCAACUCAUGAAACAUUUGGGUUACGAAACUUAUGCAGUGAUCGGUUGGUCAGAGGGAGCGACUGCUGCCCUAUGGCUGGCCUGUAAAUACCCGAAAGUUAUCACCAAAAUGAUUAUCAGUGGUGUCAUAGCCUUCACAGAUCCCAAAACAGUGUCCGCGUUGAACACUAUACGCAAAGUCGAGGGUUGGCCUAAAAGGACUGUCGAAAAGUAUUUGCGAUCGUAUUCGAGUCGAGAAGAGAUACAGAAGCUAUGGGACAAACAUCUCAUGUUUUAUGAACAUCAGAAAACAUACUUUCCCAUUGAUCCCAACGAAACUAAAUACAAACUCAUUGACUUUCCUGUACUUGUUUUACAUGGAGAUAAGGACACCAUUAGCUCCAUAGAUCACGCACAGUAUGUCAUCAAACGUAUAAAAACUGCUGAUUUACAACGUUUUCAAAAUGGUGAACACAAUCUACAUGAGCGAUACGCACCGAUAUUCAAGAAAGUUGUCGAGGAUUACCUAAUCAGAGACAUAUUGAGUGCCAGCGCAGAGAAAAGUGUUUACAAUCAGUUGAGUGAAAUUGAUUGUCUGGCAAAUGGCAUGACAUGUAUGACUACUACCAGUGCUAGUGUCGAGUUUAAUGGUUGGACCAUUUGGUACGAUAAGCAUGGAUCCGGAGAUAUACCUGUCCUUAUGAUUCCUGGUGCUAUAGGUACGGCAAGGACUGACUUUUAUGAACAGUUAGAAGGAGACGAUAUACUGGAUGAGGACAAGUUUACUAUCAUAGCUGUAGACCCUCCCGGCUCUGGUAGGUCUCGUCCACCAGUUCGCAAAUAUGGCAGUAAUCUCUAUGAUAUCGAUGCCCAAUGUUUUUAUCAACUUAUGAUACAUUUGGGUUACGAAAGUUUUGCAGUUAUCGGUUGGUCAGAGGGAGCAACCGCUGCCCUAUGGAUGGCCUGUAAAUAUCCGAAAGUGAUAACCAAAAUGAUCAUCAGUGGUGUCAUAGCAUAUCCCGACACCAAAGUGUUGACUGAAUUAAGAGCUAUUGGAUCAGUCAAACAAUGGCCACGAAAACGAUUGGAUAACUAUCGGAAAGCAUAUACCAGUGAUGAGGAAAUUGCAAAACUAUGGGAUAAACAACUUAUGUUUUAUGAACACAUCCGCACAUACUUUCCCAAUGAUGUCAAUGAAGACAACUACCGUCACAUUGAUUUUCCAGUGCUUAUCAUACACGGAGAUAAGGACACCAUUAGCACAUUAGAUCAUUGCAAUUAUUUGCUCAAACGUAUGGCCACUGCUUAUCUGCACCGACUGUCCAACGGUGACCACGAUCUCCAUCAGCGAUAUUCAACUAUUUAUUGCCGACUUGUCGAGGAUUUUCUACUAAAUAAAAGUCCAAAUAUUGGUACGAAAAAUGGCAAUAAUGAGGAUACAAAAUUAAUACAACCAAUUUAUAUAAUAAUGAGCAGCCAUUGCGUUGAAUUAAAUGAUUGGCCCAUUUGGUAUGAUAUUUAUGGUUCAGGUGACAUACCGGUGCUAUUGGUUCCCGGAGCUAUUGGCACCGGAAAAACAGAUUUUUAUGAACAAUUAGAGGGCGACGACAUACUGGACGAUAAGCGCUUCACUAUAAUAGCCAUAGAACUGCCGGGAUGUGGCCGAUCCCGACCACCAGCCCGACGGUACGGGACUAUGGUAUACGAUAUCGAUUCCGAAUGUAUGCGACUACUAAUGCAAUACUUGGGCUACGAAAAGUUUGUGGUCAUUGCGUGGUCAGAGGGCGCGACCGCUGCCCUAUGGAUGGCCUGUAAAUAUCCGCAACUGAUAACCAAAAUGGUUAUGUCGGGAAUUAUUGCAUAUCCCGAUCACCGAACACUAGCGACGUUCAAAAAGUUAGGUAAAGUAGAAGACUGGCCGCAGUCGCGAAUCAACAUCUAUUUGAGAGCAUACGGUUCCCGUCAAGAGGUUCAACAAUUGUGGGAAAAACGGAUGACUUAUUUCGAGCACAUGAAAACAUACUUUCCUACCGAUCCACUCGCCGGCAAAUACGAUAAAAUUAAGUUCCCGGUGCUUGUCAUACAAGGAGAUAAAGACCCGAUCAGUCCGGUCGAGCACUCGGAACACAUUCGCAUUAAUGUGAAGACAUCUGUUGUCAAACGGUUCCCAAACGGUGGUCACGACUUUCAUCAGCGAUACUCACAGGUCUAUAAACAAUUGGUCGAAGAGUUCAUCCUCAGUAAUAAACCAUUUCGUUUGGAAGCAAAAGUUAGUGAAUCACCCAAUGGAUCAAAUGAGACCAAAGUGCGUGAUUGGCUUAAAUAAACAAAAUACACAAAUAAUAUGAGUUUCUUAAAAAAAAUUAUAAGCUUGAUAAAUUAUCAAAUUAGU
Molecule: messenger RNA, 2887 nt
Organism: Oppia nitens
Lineage: Eukaryota; Metazoa; Arthropoda; Arachnida; Sarcoptiformes; Oppiidae
Exons: 11
Coding region: 263-2821 (852 amino acids)
Source: RefSeq, a predicted model, not a curated record